CACACAUGAAUGAAGAAGAACAAUUUUACAAAAAAUAAAUUCUUACUCUGUUUUCGACCCGUUGCAAUGGAAAGCAGAACAAUUAAAUCAUCGAAAUCCGAGAAGAAUUUCGAAUCAAUGGUUUCAGAGAAAGAGAAUUCGAAAGAUAAAACAUCUAAUCGUAUGCGUAAGGUUAAAUCCGCUCGUAAUCUUUUAUCCAAAGUGGCUAAAGCGGUUUUCCUUGACACUUCUCUGAAGAAUAAAAGUCGAAAUGGUAAAGUAGUGCAAGAUCCAAAUCGUUCACAAAGAGAGAUUUUUUCAGAAAAACUUCAGAAAAUUUCAAUUCUAGCGGAAACGAAAUCAAAAGUAGGAGAAGAGAAAAACAAUCACAAUCAAACAAGAAAUUUGGAUCCUUUAUCAUCAUCGGUAUCGUCGUCAUCAUCAACUUUAACAUACUCUUCAUCAAUUUUAUCAUCUUCGUCUACAUCAUCAUCAUCAUCGUCUUCAUCAUCUACUUCUACAUGGUCAAUACCAUCGCAACAAGACUCAUCAGAAUCAAAGAGUAGUAGUUGGAUAUCUUUUUCUGGAAGGGAUAAAUCAUUCAGAAUUAACUCUUUAGAUCGAAAAGAGAAGAAAAUUGAUGAUACAAAAUCAUCAUCGUCAUCAUCAAAUUUCUAUUACAUUUGUGGAUUAUGUCUACUUCUAUUUAGUUUAUCAGUAUUGAUUUUCUGUGGAAAAGUUUCUGCAAUUCUUUGUACAUCCACUUGGUUUUACUUUGUUUCGACUACUACUCGUCCACACGUCGAAGAACUUUCUGGUAAUAAAUCAUCAUCAUCAACAUUGGAAAUGGAAGAAGAAGAUGUUCAGUCAAAACUUGAGAAGAAGAAAGUAAUAAUGGAGGGAUUUUUAGGAAUGAAUAACAAUCACCAUAAAAUUUUGAGUCUACAACACUGAUUUUCUUUUUCUUUUUUUUUUUUAUUUUCUGUGACUGAAGAAGAUCGUGAUCUCUUUCGGGAUUGAUGGAACAAUAUAUCUUGUUUGUUUUUGUAAUUAAAGAAAGUUGUCAUGUGUAGCC
Messenger RNA from Papaver somniferum (opium poppy), 1054 nucleotides. RefSeq lists its product as uncharacterized. The record is from RefSeq and is a predicted model, not a curated record. The coding region runs from base 10 to 933 and encodes 307 amino acids. NCBI's taxonomy places the organism in Eukaryota, Viridiplantae, Streptophyta, Magnoliopsida, Ranunculales, Papaveraceae. The transcript has 2 exons.